AUGGAGUGUCACCUGUGCAGGUUGCCAGACAACACUGCCCUGAAGCAGCAGAAAUUGCCCACCCACCGACUACACUUCUCGGCCAAGAAAAUCCUCUUUAUCUUUUUUGCCACAGGAAUAUUCUGCCUUUGCAUGGGCAUCAUCCUUCUACUGUCUGCAAAGAGCACCCAGGAAAUAGAGAUCAAUUACACAAAAAUAUGUGCAAAUUGUGCAAAAGUACGGGAAAAUGCCUUUAAUUUUGACAAAGAAUGCACCUGUUCUAUUCCCUUUUCCCUUACAAAGAAAAUGAAGGGUAAUGUUUAUAUGUAUUACAAAUUGUAUGGCUUCUAUCAGAACCUCUAUCGAUAUGUUCGAUCCAGAAGUAACAGGCAACUGGUGGGCAAAGAUGUGAAAGCUGUUAACAGCUGUGCUCCAUUCAAAAUGUUCCACAAUGAGACCCCCAUCGUUCCUUGUGGUGCUAUCGCCAACAGCAUAUUCAAUGACACCAUAAUUCUUUCAUACAAUGUUAAUUCAUCACUACAAAUCCCCGUCCCAAUGCUAAAGACUGGACUUACAUGGUGGACAGAUGCGUAUGUCAAAUUUCAGAAUCCGAAGGCUGAUAAUCUUGCCAAUGCAUUUGAAGGAACCACAAAGCCCCCAUACUGGCAAAAGCCUAUCUAUGAGUUGGAUAAAGAGGAUCCAGGAAACAAUGGCUUCCUCAAUGAUGACUUCAUCGUGUGGAUGCGGACAGCUGCCUUUCCCACUUUCAAAAAACUGUACCGUCAUCUCAAUCGAACACAGCAUUUUACAGCAGGCUUGCCUGCUGGUAAUUAUAGUUUCAACAUAACCUACAACUUCCCGGUAACCAGGUUCUACGGAAAAAAAUCAGUCGUUCUUUGUACCACGACAUGGAGUGGAGGUAGUAGCCUUUACAUAGGUCUUGCCUACACGGUGACAGGAGCCAUAACAUGGUUGGCCGCCUUUUCCAUGAUGGCAAUUCACAUGGGGCUGAAAAACAAGAAAAUGCCCAUCAUCCAUCAGUCAAAUGAAGCCUUAAAAGAAAAAGCAGAAAACAGAAAUGGACAGUGAAGUAACAGCCAAAGAUCUCUCACAAGGCUUGAGGUGACUGGAAUAGUUCAACAAGGGGAACUGGAUUGACUGAACCAAAUGCAAUCCCUGAUGGAUAUGUAAUGAGAAUUUUAGAGUUAGAAAGAAGAAGAGGGAA
Molecule: messenger RNA, 1204 nt
Organism: Lemur catta (Ring-tailed lemur)
Lineage: Eukaryota; Metazoa; Chordata; Mammalia; Primates; Lemuridae
Product: cell cycle control protein 50C-like
Exons: 7
Coding region: 1-1068 (355 amino acids)
Biological process (GO): phospholipid translocation
Cellular component (GO): Golgi apparatus; endoplasmic reticulum; plasma membrane
Source: RefSeq, a predicted model, not a curated record